Nelumbo nucifera (sacred lotus) is the source of this 2831-nucleotide messenger RNA. Its product is annotated as AP2-like ethylene-responsive transcription factor AIL7. The record is from RefSeq and is a predicted model, not a curated record. Gene Ontology annotation, biological process: regulation of DNA-templated transcription. Lineage: Eukaryota; Viridiplantae; Streptophyta; Magnoliopsida; Proteales; Nelumbonaceae. Gene Ontology annotation, molecular function: DNA binding; DNA-binding transcription factor activity.
GGUCGUAAAAACAGUGAAAGAGAAGGUGAGAAACCCCCACUCUUUCAGCCCGCCGCCCGAUCCUCCGCGACGUUGUUUCUCAGACAAAUUUUCUUCACUGCACAAUGAUGGAAUUGACGAUGAUAGAUGAUUGAUGAUAGCGAUGAUCUGUAAAACAACACCCCACAAAAAUACAUAAAAUAAAAUAAAAAUCUUCUCUCUCUAUCCUCUCUCUCUCUCUCUAUCAGAUAGACAGAUACUAGUUGGGUCCAUUGAUGUAUGUUUGUGGGGCAGAAGAAACCGCAAAACCCUCCCGUUAAAACCCUACCACCUGGUGAUGAUUCAGGUCUUCUUGAAAGCGUCUCGCUCUCCCGUCUUUUCCAUCUGAAACUACGAACCCCGACUGUACGUUUUCUAUUUACUCCUCCUCCUACUACUAGUCUCUGUCUUUGUCGUGUGUAUUCCAUUCUCUCUUCAGUCUUCUUACUCACCGAUUCUUGUUUUUACUUGUUAUCAUUACUUCUCUCGUCUCGACCAAUCCUGGGUUGGGCUUAAUUUCUAUUAUCUUACUUGUAUUGCUUUUGCUUUCUUCUUUGAGAGCCUUCUCUUCAUUUGCAUGUAUAGUGUUGGUUUCUGAUACUCCGAUUUGCAGAAAUAGGUGAUCGGAUUCGUUUCGUGUAGUUCUUGGGUUUGGCGUUUAUUAAAUGUUGUUUCUUUGAGGUUUGUUUGAUUGCUCCAACAAGGCUAAUAAGCUGCUCGAAAGGGAAACUCGGAAGAUAGAUUCGCGUUUCUGACGGUGUCGAGCAGCCCAGAAAUGGAGAGUAUGGGAAAUGGUUAAUAAGGUUUUUUUUGAGCUUCGUGUAGAUAUCACAGAGAAGCAAUGGCGCCGGCUGAUAGCAGGCUUUCUUUUUCUCUCUCUCCUUUGGAGAUGCUACCCUCUUGUCAGUCUCUGAUGCUACCGACGAAACUCAUGCCAUACGAGAGCUCAUCCGACUCUUUCCACCAUCACUUCUUCUUUGAUAGCUACGACGGAAACGACUGGACAUGCUUGAAGACACAGAUACCUUCCUAUGCAGAAGAGACUAAAGAAGUGAAAGCACUUAGCAUUGCCGACGCGUCCAUCCUCGCGAGCUUCAACCCUCCUGUUCAACAAACAGUACCAAAGCUCGAAGACUUUCUGGGCGGUCAUUCUUCGUCCUUGGCCCGAUACUCCGACAGCCAGACAGAGACUCAGGAAUCAUCUCUGACCAACGUUUACGAACAAGGUUCCUCGACUCUAUUCGGGGACCAUCGGCAGCAGCAGCAACACUAUAACCUCAGAACAACCAUGGCUGCAACUGGGUUCCAACACUCCUUUUCAGCUAAUUCUGGCUCGGAGGUUGAGGAUUCCAUUUCAGUGAACGAGACCCAGUUGAGAGAGUUUCCUGCACGCUCACUCGAAAUGGGAAGCGAGUUGGUGUACUCGGAGGCACCGCCUCAGUCUUUGUCAUUGGUGGCUGUCAAGAGCUCGGCGAAGAAAGAUAUCGUAUUGGCCGAGUCGGAAUCGUCCAAGAAGGUAGCAGAUACGUUCGGACAGAGAACAUCGGUCUACAGAGGGGUCACAAGACACAGGUGGACCGGGAGAUACGAAGCACAUCUGUGGGAUAACAGCUGCAGAAGAGAAGGGCAAACCAGGAAAGGACGUCAAGUGUACUUGGGUGGGUAUGACAAGGAAGAGAAAGCUGCCCGGGCUUAUGAUCUCGCUGCUCUAAAAUAUUGGGGUCCCACUGCCACCAUCAAUUUUCCGAUUUCGGACUAUACCAAAGAAUUGGAGGACAUGAAGAAUAUGUCUAGGCAGGAGUUCAUUGCAUCACUCAGAAGAAAAAGCAGUGGUUUUUCUAGGGGAGCUUCUAUUUACAGAGGUGUCACAAGGCACCACCAACAGGGACGAUGGCAAGCGAGGAUCGGUCGUGUUGCAGGAAACAAAGAUCUCUAUCUUGGGACAUUUGGAACCGAGGAGGAAGCAGCAGAAGCAUAUGAUAUAGCAGCAAUAAAGUUCAGGGGAGUGAACGCAGUGACCAACUUCGAGAUGAGCCGUUACGAUAUAGAAGCCAUUACCAACAGCGCACUCCCCAUUGGUGGUGCAGCCAAACGCCUCAAGUUCUCUCUUGAAGCUUCACCUGAUCAGAACUUGGACCGUGAUCCUCAAGAUAGGCAACCUCCGUCCAGCAGUAGCAGCGGCAGCGGCAGCAUCGGCUCCCUGAGCAUGGUUCCUACUGUCACGUGUGGUUUACCAGUAGAUGCCCAGUCAAGUCUGUACCAACAGAAUCUCAUUCACCACCUUCACGCCGGUGCAGGCAGCACAUUGGAUUUCUCUGCAUCAUCAGCCCCUGCCUUCUCCCCUGUCGUUACACCAUUGGCACUGCUACCGCCGACGUCUGAGUUUUGUGGCCGGAAAUUCUUUUACGGCCUAAGUGCGCCGGUUAACAUCAGUAACCACUUCAAUGUCACCCACAGCAACCGAGCCGUUAAUCAGCAGCCCUGGAAUGUGGCGCCCUCCUCAAACUGACCGACGCUUGAUCUUUUGGUCUUAUUUCAUCAUGACUUGUUACAUACUUGCAGAGUAACACACUAACCGCUGGCGCACAGGUCCUGUGUUUUAUGUGGAUUCAUGAACGAAGGCGACGAAAGCUUGGGUUGCACGGCAACACAGGGCAUGGAUAGUAAGUUUAUGCAUGUUGAAAUUUAUAUUUGACGGUGGUUCUUUUUUGUUUUGUUCGCCGGAGGAAGCGGUGGGGCGGCUGUACUUCCGUUCUCCUGCGUCUAGUCGAUUUCUUUACUUUUCAAGAAAGGAAACGUUUUUUAUUGCUCAA